CUCAGACGCAUAGGCUGUGGGCGGAGUGUCCGUCACCGGUUGACCUACCAAACUCAUCUGUCAGCUGUGUGUCUACAUUGUAAAGAUGGCAGGAAACAACUCUUAUACUAUAGUAGAAUAUUUUGGAGGGGAUGAUGGCUACCGCUGCGGUUACUGCAAAAAUGAUAAGGGAAACUUCUCUCACGGAAUGUGGUCUCAUUCUAUGACCGUACAAGACUACCAAGAUUUAAUUGAUCGGGGAUGGAGAAGAAGUGGGAAAUAUGUUUACAAGCCCAUAAUGAAGAAGACAUGCUGUCCUCAGUAUACCAUCAGGUGUCAUGCACUGAAUUUCCAGCCUUCUAAAUCUCAUAAGAAAAUCCUGAAGAAAAUGAACAAAUAUAUUUCUAAAGGAGACCUGCCUGCAGCUCAGGAGGAUGGGGAGCCAAUGGAUUCUGUCUGUGAAGAUGCUGGUCCACGGGAACCUACUAAAGUCUGUCAGUCAGAUUUAAAAGUUGCUGCUCGCGCAGAUAUUAAAAAUGAAAUACCAAACUGUUCCGCUGCUGAAGAAGUUCAGAAAAACUCGGUGGAUUCUACAGCUGGAAGCUCAGAAAAUUCCCAGAAUGAUUCAGCUUCUGUCUCAGAAGGGGGAACAGAUGCCAAAGCUCCUAACCCAGGGUUGGGAGCAGAUCCUAGCCGUCCGCCCAGCAGAAAGGCCAAAGAUUUAAGAAAGGAGCGUCGUCUUCAGAAAGACCAGAAAAGACAACAUGGUGCUGGAGUCUCGCCACCAAAGCCUGCCCAUACUAACCAACCCAAAACACUGGAGGAGUUCAUCAACGAGUCUUUAGAAAACAGCUCCUCUGAUCGCCUUGAGGUGAGGCUAGUGCGCUCCAAUCCCCCUAGCCCGCAGUUCAAAGCCUCUUUCGACGCCUCCUACCAGGUGUACAAACUCUACCAGAUGGCCAUUCACAAGGAUCCUCCUGACAAACCCUCCGAGAGCCAGGUGAGGCUAGUGCCGGUGAACUUUGAGGACCCCCAGUUCUCUGCGUCGUAUCAACAAUCGGCGGCGCUGUACGCCCGCUACCAGAUGGCCAUUCAUGGUGAUGAUCCAAGUGAAUGUAGAGAGAGUGAGUUCCGGAGAUUUCUUUGUGAUUCACCACUUGAGGCAGAACAUUCUCCAGAUGGACCGGAGAUGGGAUACGGCUCCUUCCACCAACAGUACUGGCUGGAUGGACGCAUCGUAGCCGUGGGAGUGAUUGACAUCUUGCCUACAUGUGUGUCUUCUGUCUACCUCUACUACCACCCAGACUUUACAUCGCUGUCUUUAGGGUCCUACUCUGCUCUCAGGGAGAUUGCUUUCACCAGGAAAUUGCAGAAACAGUCCACCAAGCUGUGCUACUACUACCUGGGCUUCUACGUUCACUCCUGCCCCAAGAUGCGCUACAAGGGACAGUACCGGCCCGCUGACCUCCUCUGCCCAGAAUCCUACACUUGGGUUUCUGUGGAGCAAUGCAUACCGCUGCUCAACAACUCCCGCUAUGCUCGAUUAAAUCAGGACCCUGAUGCAGGAAAGAGCCACCAGUCAGGAGUAAAAGUAAACAUGUGGAGACAAGAAGACAAUUGUGAAAGAGAUUGGGUCGGAUACACAUAGUAAACGGUAAAGGACACAAUCACAGUUGUAUUAUUUUAGUGAAGGAAGUGACAGCAAGUAGUGCUAGGAGCUGUUUACUGGCACCGGCAGAAAGAAAACACUCAUUCAUAUUGAGACUGCUUUGAGAAACAUUUCCUAUGUUUGCUUUUAUUAGCUGUACUGAAAUUUUUCAAGUCAUUAAACAGAUUCUAACACCAAACAAAGAUAACCUGAGUGCAUGCAAAACGUUUCCAAAUGUUGUUUUUGUUGCAUAUGUGAUAAAAGCAUUCUAAACCAACCUGUACUUAUGUGUGAAGUAUCGGGGUGAACCACACUUGGUAACUACUACUACCAUUGAGAGUUUGCUAAAAAAAAAUAUCAGUGACUUUUAAGUCACUGUUAAGUAAUUUUGGCUCUCUCUUCUUUGCAGAAUGGUUUUAAUUGAGAAUAGCUAUUGAGCAUGAAAGGGCUGUUUUAGGUCAUGCCACAGCAUCGUUAUAUGGUUAAAUCCAAACUUCAAUUAGGCCACUCCAAAACAUUCAUUUUGGGUUUGGAUCAUUAAUGCAAGUGAGCUUGAGCUUAAGGAGCUCCUGUUCAGUGAUUGUUGUUCAGGUUUUUCUGCUACAGAACAGAAGCAACAGCAAGUCGGUCCUAUAAAGCAUCCAGGGACCAAAUUACCACUUCUAUGUCUGACUAUCAGUUUGAUAUUCCGGUUCUGAAAAGCUGUCAGUUUCCAACCAACACACUCUUGUCCCAUUAGUUCACAGUGCAUUUUUCCUGAAAACAUGGUGGCACUUAUUUUAUUCUUUGCAAACUCCUUUUAUUUUACCCAGUAACAGAAAAGUAAAGUAAAGUAAAGAAAUAGACCCCAAGUUAUUAAAGUUAUUAAAGCAAGAAACUGCUGUCCUAAUGAGGUGUUUAAAGAUGGCUAAAGUUCACAUAACUCUCCCAUUCCAUUGACUAAAAUAAAACAUGUUAUUCCACCAAAAAUCCCUUAUUUGUUAAUUUUAUUUUUCUAUUUUUAUUUCUUUAUUUUCUAAUUUUAUUGUCUUUCUUUUUAUCUUGAAACUAUUAUUAACAUUGUUUCCGUCUUCCCCAUUCCGUUUGUGGCUAUUAUGGAGUUUCUCAUUGAGCUGCUGUUAAUUUACUUCCUGAAAGUUGUUAUAGAGGACGAAAUGUACUGUCUGUCUGCUAGCAUUUUGUUAAGAUGUUAGUUUUGGUUUCUAUAUAGAUGUCAGCAGCAAACAGGAUGAUUUUAUGGAGCGUUAGGCCUUACUGUUGCAGCCGGUGCGUGAACAAGCCGACUUUGCCUUUCCAGCGCUGUCAGUGUUUUUUUACGUGGUUCCUUUGUCAUGGGCAGGUGAGCUGAUGUCAUCUGGAUGUUUUUCUUGCUGCUGAACUGUUUUAUUCCAUUCUCUGCAAGUAUGUUAUUACUCAUUCCCUUGUUUUUGUUUUUGUUUUUUGUUUUUUUUACUGAACUUUAUGUAUUUGUGUAUUUUAAUUUCACUUUAUGCAAAUUGUUUUGCAUUUCAAUUGUUAAUCUCAGAGAUCUGUUGGUGAUGUCUGUUUCUUUUAUUUAUAUUUGUUUUGUCAUGUUUCAAAUUGUGUAAAAAAAAAAAAAUUAUAUUGGCAUUUAACACAAAAUACUGGUGAAAGCUUGAUUCCACUCAUGGCUGUUAAGGAGGAAGGUGAGUCGAUGUCGGCUGGGUGUUUUUCCUGCUGCUGAACUGUCUUAUUCCAUUCUGUGCAGAAAAAAAACACACCAUCAGUUAGGCUGAACUGCAAGUCACUGCCUUCUUCAUUUACACAACACACAGAACUUUAUUGGUGGUCCGGUUGGAGUAACGCUGAGCCCGGCUGUUGCUGACACAUUGAGUGUCCCACCGUGUCUGUGACCCCUAGUGGACAUCAGUCUGUGCACACAUACGUAGACCAAAUGUACAGCACAUAUGUAGCGUCUCUCACACACUCACAAUCAUUGUUUGUUUGACAGGGAGAGAAGCUGGGCCAUUGGCUGUUCAGCAGCAUAAACAUGGGAGAAAAUGUGCGUGUUGUCUUUUGUUUGGCUUUAAAUGCAACUAGGAGGUGCCAGACGGGAAACGCAAACAAUAAGUGGCAAUUUGUGUAAUUUCAUGCAUCAAAAUGGUGCAUUUACAUUCUGCUGGUGCCUUUCACGUUCCUGAUUGUAAAACAUAUCAGUUAGCAACAAUCUGAUCUACUUUGGUGUUACCUACAGUAAAUGACACCUACCUGAUGUCACCCACUUCUCUUUCUUCUGCCUCCUGACUUCUCUACUAUAUUUCUGGCUUAUUGCAUUCCAUAUCUUGUCUAUCAGUCAGACACUCUCUCUUGUGCCUCACAGUGCUUUCAGCUCCUUAGCCUGAUGAGUGCUAAUGUUCCCAGUCUGAGUGGGAGCUGAUGGAUUCGCUUCCCUCUUACUGGGCCCUGCAAAGGUUUUCAUCCCCCUUGAAUAUUUUCUUGGAUGUUUCGCAAAUUUUUGUAUGUGCUUUAUUUGGAUUUUAUUUGAUAAAUGGACAAAAAAAGAAAAAGAAAGAAAAGGGUGUAGUUUGUU
Messenger RNA from Poecilia latipinna (sailfin molly), 4178 nucleotides. RefSeq names its product arginyltransferase 1 (gene ate1). The record is from RefSeq and is a predicted model, not a curated record. NCBI's taxonomy places the organism in Eukaryota, Metazoa, Chordata, Actinopteri, Cyprinodontiformes, Poeciliidae. Gene Ontology annotation, molecular function: arginyl-tRNA--protein transferase activity. Gene Ontology annotation, cellular component: cytoplasm. Bases 86 to 1627 code for a protein of 513 amino acids. The transcript is spliced from 13 exons. Gene Ontology annotation, biological process: protein arginylation.